CGCAACCACGUUGUGAAAGUCUUUGGAGAGGACUCCUAACAACGUCUACUGUACAAGGCAACAUACAUAGAGUUUAAUCUUAAAUUGGGCUAUUAUCGAAAUACAAAGUCAAAUCGGAAACCACACAGACUAUAAUUAGCCAUGCAAAGUUUUAUUUCCAACAACACCCAACACAAUACAACAUCCCCGACUGAAAACUGGACUUCAGUGUACUCAAUAGUGCGAUGGAUUCAACUGGUCAUGGCAAUUCUGAGCAUGCUGGGUGCCGGCUCUAUAAUUCUGUACACAUUUUUCCAAAAUCUGAUGAGAAAACCUGAGGUGAAGCCCUUGGUCCUGCUGAGUGUGACCGACCUACUGCUGGCCCUGAGCUGGCUCACCGGGGCCUUUCUCUUCAGCCAGGGCUGUGAGAGCAGUGCCACCUGCUACAACCUCCACACGGUGGAACAGAUGUUGUACAUGGCAUCAUUCUUCUACACUCUAAACUACGUGGGUGCCCUGUAUACUGGCCUAAAGGAAAAGUAUCGCAGGCGAAUAAAUGGCUUUCCUGCACAGAGUGCAGCCAGUACAAGCUCAUUCGGCAUCAUGACUGCUAUUGUUUCAUGCGUGCUGCCUGUCCUGCUAACAGCUCCAGUGUUCGUCACUGGCAACAUGAAGCGCUGUUACACAAACCAUACCAAACCCUACAGGUGUCUGCUGAUGCACACCGACGCGCUCUACCUGAGCUCUGGGCUGGAGGGGGAGGACGUGGCGGCUGCCUGCAAGUUCACCCGCAUCUACAGCACUGCCAUGUUCCUCGCUACGUUCUUCUUCACACUGCUGGGCAUCGUGGUGCUGAUGGCCAAAGCUCGUUCCCUGUACAGGCGCUUUGUAACUUGUCACGGUUUCCUUGGUGACCAGCAGUGGGCCACUCUGCGUGUCCUAAAGGGCCGCAUGGUCCUCUACCCCUCUGCAUUCUUCUGCUGCUGGGGCCCAGCAACAUUCUUGGCCACCAUGAUGCUUAUUAAGCCAGACGCUGUAGAAGGUGGCGUGGGAGUCUUCCUCUACAUCGUACAGGCCUGUACCUCCGCCUCUCAGGGCCUGCUGAACUGUCUGGUGUAUGGCUGGACGCAGAAGCACUUCCGCUCCCUGGGCACUACGACCAGGCGGGACGCAGACACCCAGACUCCCCUCUUGCGCUCACAGAAGAGGAGAGAUUACUCUGCCCUGUGCAGUGUGGACCGCUUCCAGGGUGUGUGAGACCACUGACAACACGUCCGUGUGACUGAAAGGAAAGGUACUCCCAGCCAGUGGUCUGUCAUUCUGACAUAACAGCAGUAGCAAUGCUGUUGUCUAACUCCGGUGUAGACAGCCAUUCCACAUGUGGAGAAAAUAGGACUGUUUAAAGCUAUGUGAAGCUAUGUGCUGUUGAGUAAAAGGUGCCGUUCGUGUCUCUGGGGGCACAACUGGGUCCCUGUGGUGAUGUUGCACAGCCGAAGAUAGAGGCAGCUGCCGAGAGCUCGUUUUCACUCACAGCUGUCUCAAGCAGUUUAAACUGCCCGACUGCCAUAGCAAAACUUCAGCAAUUAUAAGUUCAGAGAGAAGGACCAGUCAGAGUGUAAAAAGGGGGAAAACCACAGACAGCCACAGACAAACACACACACACACACACACACACACACACACACACACACACACACACACACACACAAAGGGAAAUUCUGUCUUAAAUGAACUGAGAAAGGGUAAAUCUCUCAGCUGCUGCUGAACGUUAAUGUUGCACUCAGUGUUAGUCUUAAAUGUGUAUUAAUGUAAAUUGCACAUACUUCAUGCAGUUGUACAUACUUACAUGGUGUAAGUUGAAAUGUUGUCAAUUUUGUAUGGUGUUAUAUGAACUAAUUGUUCAUGUUGCUUUGUUUAUUUGUUAAUGUUUUUUAGAAACACAUUUUGCACAAAGAAAUUGGCAUUCUAUGAUGUAAAUACAGAGCAUUGAAUUCAUUGUGUUAAUGUAUUUGAAAUGUGUGUAUGUUUUUGUUAGUUUGUACUCCACUUGACUACCAAAAUAAACAGAUUUUUACAACA
Alosa sapidissima (American shad) is the source of this 2058-nucleotide messenger RNA. It is a transcript of the gene tmem116, whose product is annotated as transmembrane protein 116. The coding region runs from base 142 to 1236 and encodes 364 amino acids. Lineage: Eukaryota; Metazoa; Chordata; Actinopteri; Clupeiformes; Clupeidae. The record is from RefSeq and is a predicted model, not a curated record. Gene Ontology annotation, cellular component: plasma membrane. Gene Ontology annotation, biological process: adenylate cyclase-activating G protein-coupled receptor signaling pathway. Gene Ontology annotation, molecular function: G protein-coupled receptor activity. The transcript has 11 exons.